Nicrophorus vespilloides is the source of this 531-nucleotide messenger RNA. RefSeq lists its product as uncharacterized. NCBI's taxonomy places the organism in Eukaryota, Metazoa, Arthropoda, Insecta, Coleoptera, Silphidae. The transcript has 2 exons. The coding region runs from base 1 to 531 and encodes 176 amino acids. The record is from RefSeq and is a predicted model, not a curated record.
AUGUCACCGAUCAAAGUAUUAGCAACUUUGGUGCUCUUCGUAGCCAUCAGCUGCGCAUCUCCAAUCCAAGAAACCAACACCAUCGAGGACACCUUAGCUCAUUACAUCCAAAACCAAGAGAUCAACUUCGACCUUCCAGCUGUGGGAUCUGCAGUAUCUUUAUCAGCGAGGAAUUUAGACGAUGAUGAAGUUGAUGUUAAAGUGAAACUUUCAACUGGAGCUGAAGCUCGCAAAUCAUCAAAAUUGAAGAAAAUCUUCGCUCCAAUUCUCAUCUUGGUCAUCCUGAAAGCCAUAACUUUGAUCCCUCUGGCUUUGGGACUGCUCAGUUUGAAGACGUGGAACGCUUUACAAUUGGCUUUCGUCACGUUCAUCAUCUCGAUUUCGUUGGGAGUUUACGAGCUCUGCAAGAAGAUCGCAGCUGAUCACGUUCCACCAGUCAUCACUCAUUCUGCACCGUGGAGGAGCAGGUCCAUGGAUGAUGAUGAAGAGGAGGAAGCACAGAAGAUGGCUUACUCAGCUUACGCUAAUUGA